Messenger RNA from Salmo salar (Atlantic salmon), 3284 nucleotides. Its product is annotated as immunoglobulin superfamily member 21. Gene Ontology annotation, cellular component: adherens junction. Lineage: Eukaryota; Metazoa; Chordata; Actinopteri; Salmoniformes; Salmonidae. The record is from RefSeq and is a predicted model, not a curated record. Gene Ontology annotation, biological process: heterophilic cell-cell adhesion; homophilic cell-cell adhesion.
GUUAUAAUGAUCUUUAAAAACAUUUUCACUAAAGAAAAACAAAAUCCUGCUGAAAUAAAUCGGUUUAGUGGACAGAAUUAGAGGGGAAGGGUUUAGAGCCAGGGUAGGAUUAAGGAAAAUUGUGUGAAAUAAAGAGCGAGUGAUCAGGAGUGACUGUAUGCUUGCGUGUGUGCUGGAGGGCGGGAGGAUAGAGCGCGCGGGCGAGAGAGAAGAGCAUUGACUGAGAAGCAUAGAUUUUCAUCCAACCUAUAUAAUUUUUUUCUAAUCAUCGACUGCACUGCUUAGCGUUGAUUGUCUAGCAGGAAAAUAUUUUUCUACGCAGUUGAGGAACCGUUUCAUUUGACGAUUGUUGGUCCUCUUUGCUGUAAUUUAAGUGUACUUGGAACGAAUUUAUCAUAUUUCUAUUUAUACUUGAGCUGCAUCAUGAACAGUUUGUGGGCACCUCUCGAUCUCACACCUUUGGAAUGGUGGGGAUUACGCAGCCGACAAAUGGGGAGCAUGUAAACGCAGAUGGAGUUUGGGAUUUAUUGCAAAAUAAGGGAAAGAUGACUGUCUUCUCUUUGUGUCUCCUCUUGUUCGCAGAUCUGCUGGAUUUAGCCGUUGGAUAUCUGACAGUAACCAUUGAGCCCCUUCCUCCUGUUGUUGUGGGAGAGACUGUGACCCUGAAGUGCAACUUCAAGACUGAUGGAAGACUUCGAGAGAUUGUGUGGUACAGGGUCACAGACGGGGGCACCAUUAAGCAGAAAAUUUUCACCUACGAUGCUAUGUUUAAUACCAAUUACUCUCAUAUGGAGGACUACCGCAAACGAGAAGACCUUGUGUACCAAUCUACUGUCCGGCUCCCGGAGGUACGGAUCUCGGACAAUGGGCCUUAUGAGUGCCACGUGGGCAUCUACGACCGAGCAACAAGAGAAAAGGUGGUCUUAGCAUCGGGAAAUGUCUUUCUCACCGUUAUGUCUCCUCCAAACAACAUCUCAGUUUCAGCAGAGAACUGUCCAGCUCCAUUCAGCCGGUACCAGGCCCAGAACUUCACUCUACUGUGCACUGCAAAGGGAGGCAAACCUGCCCCUUCGGUGUACUUUAAGCGAGAUGGAGAGUUGAUAGAGGUGAUUUCCUACAUCCACCCCUCAGCUGUUGCAGAGGACGGCGGUGGCUCAGCGGGGGUGCGGGGUGCCAGGCCGCUCAUCAGCAGGGACCUGGACGACACCAAGCUGCAGAGGUCCCUUUCCUUGUUGGAUCCAGAGGGCCGACCAGCCCGCCUGUUCACCGAGAGCCCUGAGCGUGGUCGUAACCCGGGCCAGCACACCCAGAGCCAGCAGCAGCAGCCCAGCCCUGCCACAGAGGUCAUUCCAGAGACUGUGGUGAGCCGGGAGUUCCCCCGUUGGGUGCAGAGCACUGACCCACUCUACUACUUCAGCCACACCCACAUCCCCCAGAGUGAUGGCUCUGUGCUGGUGCAGGCCAGACUCACCUGGACCCUUAACCCCCAACUGGACAAUGAUGCCAUGUUCAGCUGUGAGGUCAAGCACCCAGCACUCUCCAUGCCCAUGCAGACAGAGGUCACACUGGCGGCUCCUAAGGGCCCCAAGCUUUUGAUGACCCCCACCAGGGCAAAGGUAGGGGACACGGUGCGCAUCACUGUGCAAGGAUUCCAGGUAGGCGCUGGGGUUCCUGGGAAUGAGGUGUUCCCUGAGCCCCUCUUCACCUGGACCCGGGUCGGGGGCCGUCUGCUGGACGGGAGUGCCGAGUGGGAUGGGAAGGAGCUGAUUUUGGAGAGAGUGCCAGCCGAACUCAAUGGCUCCAUGUACCGCUGCACGGCCCAGAAUCCCCUGGGCUCCACGGACACGCACACUCGCCUCAUCGUCUUUGAAAAUCCGGCCAUGAUGAAAAACACUCAGAAUCCGAACAAUGGAACCCCUCGCGUGGAUGUGCUUGGACCUAUAUGGAUGGUGCUGGCCCUGGUCCUCACAGUGACUGUGGAACUGACGUGAAACCUUCCAGCCAACACACACAAUGCACACAUACACAAUACACACACAACACACAGACACAGACAGACACACACACACACACACACACACACACACACACACACACACACACACACACACACACACACACACACACACACACACACACACACACACACACACACACACACACACACACACACACACACACACACACACACACAGACCCACACCACACACACAGUCCUGCAAGCCUUUUCCAGUCAUCCAACAGGCCCCCCAUGCGUCAGUCUUUCAGGAACCAGUGCCACCAUCCGAUGGUCCUCCACUCUGUUUUUGUAAUGAAAUAAUAACCAAGAUUAUAAUAUAAAGAAAACCGCAUAACAUACUGAACAUGAGAAUAACCACCUCCGGUAUACCCCUUCCCCUGACCACACCUUCUUUUUGUUUCUUGUCCCACUUCAGCCUGUUGAUCAAUAAAAAUCAGUUGCUAAAAAAGGGGGGGGAAAAAGCAUUUGGGUUUGUUUUGAUAUGUUCAAACGUUGCAGGAGUUGACUGUGGAGAGAGACAUGAACCGACCAGUGUUGGCAGGCCCACCACAUUGACCCAUUCACUGGGCUGUGCUGUACCCAAUCUUUAAACUACAGAUGAACAACUGGAAACUAAAUACUCAAUGAGAACAUUGUUUUUUAUUGCUAAACGGUUGUUGUUUUUUUCGGAUGGCUUGGAAUGUGCAAUAGGACUAAACGCAAAGAGAAAUGGAUCAUCUUCUUUUUGAGUGUAUUUUGUGUACAUCCGCGUAAAUAUUAAAGAUAAUCAGAGGUUUUAUGGGUUCAGGUUAGGAAUGGUUGAUGAAGAGUUGGGAGGGUUUGCAGCGCUCACAGCCCUUGUUUGUAUUUUCUCAUCCUUUCUUGCUGUUUCAAGAGAUAAUCCCAUAGGCUGUCAGGACAGAAUCGUCUGUGUGGCAAGUUUUUAAAUGAGGAUAGAAAAAACAAUGCAAGUACAGUAUCUUACAUUAUGUCCGCCGUUCGGGGUUGUGGUGCAUGUGACGUUUGACAAUUCUUUCUCCUUUUCGUGUGUUACAGUGCUCAACAAUGCAUCUCAUUGUCACUGGCCUGUAAAUCCAGUUAUUUACUUGUUGCAUACUAUCUUAAGUGACCUGCGUUGUGUACAAUAUGUAACUCUUCCCCCUGACAUCUACUAGUAGGGUCAUGUUAUCCACCAUUCCAGGAAGAUGCUCACCCGGCGCAGAGUGUAAACAGGGUUGUUGCAUUUGUUUCAUAUCACCUGUAUUAAAAUGGAGAGAUUAUCAAA